This is a messenger RNA of Cyanistes caeruleus (blue tit), 2001 nucleotides long. The record is from RefSeq and is a predicted model, not a curated record. NCBI's taxonomy places the organism in Eukaryota, Metazoa, Chordata, Aves, Passeriformes, Paridae.
AUGCCCGCCCGGCCCCGGGUGCCCGAAACAACUCCCCCGUUUAUGUCCAGAGGUGGCGUCCCUUGCGUUCACUUCAAAAAGGAAGUGCAGAAGUUGAAUCAGCAGCUAGAGGAGAAAAAUGGAGAGAUACAGCAGAUGAUAAAUCAGCCUCCAUAUGAAAAAGAGAGAGAAAUCUUACGACUGCAGAAGACCUUGGCAGAGAGGGAGAAGGCUCAGGCCACCAGUGAUGUUUUGUGCCGUUCACUCACUGAUGAAACUCACCAACUUCAACGCAAAUUAGCAUCCACAGCAGAAAUGUGUCAACAUCUGGCAAAAUGUCUAGAAGAGAAGCAAAGAAAAGAGAAGGAGAAUUCAGAUGACCAGACACCUACAGAAAGAUCUAAUCAGCUUUCAGACAAUGAAACUUCACUUCAAGCUCUUAUCUGCAACCUACAAGAGGAAAACAGGAUGUUAAAACAAAAAGUAGCUCACGUGGAAGAUUUAAAUGCGAAGUGGCAGAAGUACGAUGCCAGUAGGGAUGAGUACGUGAAGCGACUCCACUUGCAGCUGAAGGAGAUGAAGUCACAGCUGGAGCAGCACCACAGUGGAACUCCAGCACAAAGGAAUUCUGACCUGAUGCACAAGGAGAUAUUCCGGUUAAACAAGCUACUGGAAGAAAAAAUGAAUGAGUGCAUAAAAACCAAGAGAGAACUAGAAGACAUGAAGAAGGCUAGCGAAGGAGAUAAUGAGCGCAUACAAAUGCUGGAGCAACAGGUCCUGGUUUAUAAAGAUGAUUUCACAUCUGAGAGAUCAGACAGAGAACGAGCACAGAGUAAAAUACAAGAACUUCAGGCAGAAGUUUCAUGUCUGCAACACCAGCUAGCAAGAAGACAGGACCCAAGAGACACAAGUAGUCAUUUCAGAGUUCAUGCUGGUAACCAAAAUCAUUUGUACGUUCAGACAAACGUGGAACAUCUACGAGGCAACAGCCCAGGCCAGACAGGCACAAGAAGAACAAACUCACAGUCUGAACAAGCUUCUCCUCCUAGGGACAACACAAACUUGGGAUCUGAAGGCAGGGCACAGGGUGAACUCAGAUGCCCUCAUUGCAUGAGGCUUUUCAGUGAUGAACUCGGAGAUGAAUUCCUCAAACAUGUUGCUGAAUGUUGUCAGUGACCACAGGAUGUGAGGGGUGUAAGUCAAUCACUACUUUUAUAGACAUAAAACUUGCUCUAUAUAUAUCUCCUACGGUCCUAAAACAGAGUUAAUUCAGAUGGAGAGCUCUGGGGAAUUAGGAGGAUGAACAAUAUCUACCUCUUGCUUGAUUUUGCCUUCUCUUGGACUGUGUGAAAGGCUUCAAGAGAAAGCAGAGUGUUUUUCUGAAGAAUUAUUUUUGACAGCUACAAGGAAGGCAAGUGUAACGCAGAUUCUACUACAAACUAAACUGAAACCUAUGGUGGUAGUUCAGCUUCAGAGUGCAGCUUGACUUUAUUUGGGUCUAAUUUUCUACCGCAGUCUGAUGGCUUGUGAAAAAAAUUACUGAACUUGAAAUUUUCCUCCUCUUCCAAAAAAUGUAGGCUGGAGAACAGGAAGGAAUAUUUUGGCAGAAGAUAGGAAAAAUCUUAUUGUGCAUUAUCUGGAUUAAAAGCAAAAAUAUUUUGUUGACUCAUGAGGCUGAACUUUCAGACAUCUCAUCUGAAAAUCCUUCUAUUUAACAGAAAUCAGAAGAAAACAUAAAUGGGCUGGUUAUUGACUAAAACUAGCCUGCCUUUUUUGCACAGGAAGAAGGUACAGGCAUAUUUAUAUUUUCUGUGCCAUAAGUAUCUGUCUUAGAGAUUUGUAAAUGUAUAUUUGUGUAAUUAUUGAUUGUAUUCCUAUUUGACAUAAGGAUUAUUUUUAUAAUAAAAGUGACUGUGCAUUUGCUUUACUACGUUAGUAAAGGUGUCAAAAAUCUCUUGGUCUAAGUAUUUAAAUGUGAAAUAGUAACUAUACUAAGGGCUAAUUAAAUGUCAUGGUUUCAGA